Molecule: messenger RNA, 6296 nt
Organism: Perognathus longimembris pacificus (Pacific pocket mouse)
Lineage: Eukaryota; Metazoa; Chordata; Mammalia; Rodentia; Heteromyidae
Gene: Marchf6
Product: membrane associated ring-CH-type finger 6
Exons: 26
Coding region: 215-2944 (909 amino acids)
Cellular component (GO): endoplasmic reticulum membrane
Molecular function (GO): zinc ion binding
Source: RefSeq, a predicted model, not a curated record
CGCUCGCUCUCCGUCCGCCUGGCUCCCGGGUCCCCUCUCCCCACGUCCGGGGCCUCGGCUUCCUCUCCCGCACCUGGGCGCACGCACGCACCUGCUGGGGCCGCUCCCGCUCCUUCCGCUCCCGCUCCCGCUCCCUCCUUUCCCCGCCGGGCCGGGAGGCUCGGGCCGGGCUGCGGGCGCCUCGCGGCUGCGUCACCGCCGCCCCCCAGACAAGAUGGACACCGCCGAGGAAGACAUAUGCAGAGUGUGUCGGUCAGAAGGAACACCUGAGAAACCUCUUUAUCAUCCUUGUGUGUGCACUGGCAGUAUUAAGUUCAUCCAUCAGGAAUGCUUAGUUCAGUGGCUGAAACAUAGUCGGAAAGAAUACUGUGAAUUAUGCAAGCACAGAUUUGCUUUUACACCAAUUUAUUCUCCAGAUAUGCCUUCACGGCUUCCAAUCCAAGACAUAUUUGCUGGACUGGUUACAAGCAUUGGCACUGCAAUACGAUAUUGGUUUCAUUAUACACUCGUUGCCUUUGCAUGGUUGGGAGUUGUUCCUCUUACAGCAUGCCGCAUCUACAAGUGCUUGUUUACUGGCUCCGUGAGCUCACUACUGACACUGCCACUAGACAUGUUGUCAACGGAGAAUUUGUUGGCGGAUUGUUUGCAAGGUUGUUUUGUGGUGACAUGCACACUGUGUGCAUUUAUCAGCCUGGUGUGGCUACGAGAGCAGAUAGUCCAUGGAGGAGCACCCAUUUGGCUGGAGCAUGCUGCCCCACCCUUCAAUGCUGCCGGGCACCAUCAAAAUGAGGCUCCAGCAGGAGGAAAUGGUGCAGACAAUGUGGCUGCCGACCAGCCUGCUAACCCGCCAGCUGAGAAUGCAGUGGUUGGGGAGAACCCAGAAGCACAGGAUGACCAGGCAGAAGAGGAGGAGGAAGACAACGAGGAGGAAGAUGAUGCAGGUGCGGAAGAUGCUGCGGAGGCUAACAAUGGAGCCCAAGAUGACAUGAACUGGAACGCUUUAGAAUGGGACCGGGCUGCAGAGGAGCUGACAUGGGAAAGAAUGCUAGGACUUGAUGGGUCACUAGUUUUUCUGGAACAUGUCUUCUGGGUGGUAUCUUUAAAUACACUGUUCAUUCUUGUUUUUGCAUUUUGCCCUUAUCAUAUUGGUCACUUCUCUCUUGUUGGUUUGGGAUUUGAAGAACAUGUUCAAGCAUCUCAUUUUGAAGGCUUAAUCACAACCAUUGUUGGAUAUAUACUCUUAGCAAUAACACUGAUAAUUUGUCAUGGUUUGGCAACGCUUGUGAAAUUUCAUAGAUCUCGUCGCUUGCUAGGAGUCUGCUAUAUUGUUGUUAAGGUCUCUUUGUUAGUGGUGGUAGAAAUUGGAGUGUUUCCUCUCAUUUGUGGCUGGUGGCUGGAUAUCUGUUCUUUGGAAAUGUUUGAUGCUACGCUGAAAGAUCGAGAACUGAGUUUUCAGUCAGCUCCAGGGACUACAAUGUUUCUUCAUUGGCUUGUUGGGAUGGUGUAUGUAUUCUACUUCGCCUCCUUCAUACUGUUACUGAGAGAGGUACUUCGACCUGGUGUUUUAUGGUUUCUAAGGAAUUUGAAUGAUCCAGAUUUUAACCCAGUACAGGAAAUGAUCCACUUACCUAUUUAUAGACAUCUCCGAAGAUUUAUUUUGUCAGUGAUUGUCUUUGGCUCCAUCGUACUCCUGAUGCUUUGGCUUCCCAUACGUAUAAUUAAAAGCCUACUGCCUAAUUUUCUUCCCUACAAUGUCAUGCUCUACAGUGAUGCUCCAGUGAGCGAACUAUCCCUUGAGCUGCUUCUGCUUCAGGUUGUCUUGCCAGCGUUACUGGAGCAGGGACACACAAGGCAGUGGCUGAAGGGCCUUGUGCGAGCAUGGACGGUUACCGCUGGAUACUUGCUGGAUCUUCAUUCCUACUUACUGGGUGACCAGGAAGAAAAUGAGAACAGUGCAAAUCAACAAGUUAACAAUAACCAGCAUGCUCGAAAUAAUGCUAUUCCUGUGGUUGGGGAAGGCUUGCAUGCAGCCCACCAAGCCAUACUCCAGCAAGGCGGUCCUGUCGGCUUUCAGCCUUACCGCCGGCCUUUAAAUUUCCCACUCAGGAUAUUUCUGUUGAUUGUCUUCAUGUGCAUAACAUUACUGAUUGCCAGCCUCAUCUGCCUUACUUUACCAGUAUUUGCUGGCCGUUGGUUAAUGUCGUUUUGGACGGGGACUGCCAAGAUCCACGAGCUGUACACAGCUGCCUGCGGCCUCUACGUGUGUUGGCUGACCAUCAGGGCCGUGACGGUGCUGGUGGCUUGGAUGCCCCAGGGCCGCAGAGUCAUCUUCCAGAAGGUUAAAGAAUGGUCCCUCAUGAUAAUGAAGACUUUAAUAGUCGCCGUACUGCUGGCUGGAGUGGUUCCACUCCUUUUGGGGCUCCUGUUUGAGCUGGUUAUUGUUGCUCCCCUGAGGGUUCCUUUGGAUCAGACGCCUCUUUUUUAUCCAUGGCAGGACUGGGCACUGGGAGUCCUGCAUGCCAAAAUCAUCGCAGCGAUCACAUUGAUGGGUCCGCAGUGGUGGCUAAAAACUGUAAUUGAACAGGUCUAUGCAAAUGGCAUCCGGAACAUUGACCUUCACUAUAUCAUUCGUAAAUUGGCAGCUCCAGUGAUCUCUGUGCUCUUGCUUUCCCUCUGUGUACCUUAUGUCAUCGCUUCUGGCAUUGUCCCUCUACUAGGGGUUACUGCGGAAAUGCAAAACUUAGUCCACCGGCGGAUUUACCCAUUUUUACUCAUGGUUGUGGUACUGAUGGGAAUCCUGUCCUUCCAGGUCCGCCAAUUUAAGCGCCUUUAUGAACAUAUUAAAAAUGACAAAUACCUUGUUGGGCAACGCCUGGUGAACUAUGAACGGAAAUCUGGCAAGCAAGGCACGUCCGCACCACCUCCACAGUCAUCCCAAGAAUAAAGUGGUUGUCUCAACUCCUUGACCUUCCCCUUGCCUUUACGUGUCCUUUUUUGUGGACUUCUCACUUUGGAGAUUUCCCCCGUGAUCUCUCAGCAUUGUUUUUAAGUUCCGUGUACUUGACUUACGUCCUCCGCACUCAGAGAGCAGCUGUCAGGCUCCGCUGCUCUCCCUGCACCUGCCGCCAUCACUGCUGUCUGAGAUCUGUAUAUGUGUAAAUAGAAGCUCCCCGAUGCCCCGAAACCUUGGAUUAAACAGAAUGUGCAUUGUACAUCUUUAAACAAAAUGUAUAUUAAUUUAUUAAAUCUGGUUGUCACUUUAUUUUGGACCUGCUGUGAUCUCGACAGGAAAUGUGCCACAGAGCAGUUUGUGCACAGGCGAGACUUGCCACUGGCGCCCUGGAGCGGUGGGUGGUGGUGUAGCAAUCCCAGGUGAACUGUCCAUUGUUCUUUCUCCACUGUCCAGACCUUACCGAGGACCUAGAUGGAAGCGAGCAGAGCUCUGCCGUGGGGAGUGAGUGUCUGUGGUGAGCAAACGUGAACCUUGUGCUUCACUGGCAGUCGUUUGGGGGAAAUUCUUUUGUAUAACACCAAAGCUGUUGUACAUUUUCUACUGCCUGAUUUUUUUUCAUGUGUCUGUGUUUGUAAUAUUGUAUAGUAUCUUGUGCUAGGUGAAGAAAUUGUUUUACAUUUUGAUAAUUUAAUAUUCCUAAUGAUCGGCAUUGGGAGUUGGGUUUUGUGCUUGUUAGGGGCAUGUCUAUAACGUAGGAAGAUAAAAAGUACAAGUGGAGAUUUCCAUUAGUUUCCCUCCUCCUUCCAUGCAGCUCUCCUUCUUUUGUUGUUAGCAGCCACCGAAACAGGCAGGCGUGCACGAUCGUAAAUCUCAAGCGUGACAGGGCCAGUCACGCCACUCCUGGCCGGAUGGGGCAGUGCUUGGAUUCCUAGGAAGUACUGAUCCUGGCUGUGGUCUUGAUAGAACUAGAGAAGUCAGGCUGGAGCCCUGCCCUGCUGCUUAGUGAAGUAGUGGGAGGGCAAAUAGGAGAGGACGUUUCUCUUGUAUUUGCACCAGUGAUCCCAAAGUUUCCACAGCUUUUUGUUUACAGAAUAAAACCGCAAAUAAAAACCAACUCUGUUUUAUUUCCCCAGAAGGAAGUUGGCUGAGCUGGCCUUUUAACAUAGGAAUGUAUUCAUUGAGACUGUGCUAUACAAUCUCAAGAGGGCUGAGUGCUAAAAUCUGGUUUGAAGAGUAGAGGACUGGAAUGCUUAGCACAUGAUCUAAGUAUUCAGUGAUAUAAUGAAGGAAAGGAUAGUGUUGGUUUGUGAGUGACACUGUGGCUCUUCAGGAACUAUAAAUGGAUUUCCAUAUAGUAUUACAGGCUAAAAAUGAGGGAAACGUGGGGUUUUUAAAAAAUGAUUUUUCCCUAAGCAAUAAGCAAAUGCUUUAAAAUAUGUUUUGAACAUCAGUAUAUAAGAAAAUGGUUGACAUAGGAGUCAGUGUUACUUAACACCAUGUCACUUUUUAGUGGCCUUUGUCUUGUAUUGGGAAUGAGGUCUUUGCUAGCCAGCCCUGCCUUCAUUCAGAAAUGUCGUCCCCUGCAGACGAUUAGCAGCGUUUUAGAUGUGAUGCCUGGUGGUGUAUGUCCAUAUAAGCUGAUCUCUUUGAAAAUCAGUGAUUUGGGCAGGUGGCUUAAUUUCGCUUUUUGAAUGGAAUUUUAAAGGAUUUCUCUAAGUCUUGAUAAAAAGUUGGUAGAAUGCAUUAACAGAGCUCUAGGCAGAUCCCACAAGUUAAAAGUUGUUUGUGCUGUGACAUUUUAAGUGAAUCCUUACCAGACAUUGCGUUUUCCAUUGGCAGAUAGCUCUGUGUUGUCUUAGUGAAGAAUGCCCCGAGGCGUCGUGUGCCGUCCUGCUGUUUUCAGAAAGAUGGCUCCUCUGGUGAGGAGGAAAGCACGCCUGCCCACCACCCGGCAGUCCUGAGUGUUCAGACGCCACCGUUGAGAAGGGGCUCGUGCUGCCCUUCUCCACACAGGACGAGCAGCCGUGGCAGGGUCACCCCACUUUUCCAUUAGGCUAACCCGUCUGCAGGAGGCUUAUCGACUAGAAAAGACGACUUCUUUGCUUUCUGUUUACUGUGUAGAAACUCAAGACAAAUCAACCUUUAGGGUGGGUUUCAGGUCCAGUUAUCAAAUGGUCACGGUAUGAAGCCUGCAGUUGUUCAUUAUUAGGAAAUUAUGUUUGAUUUUUAAACUAUAAAGUACUAAUAGUCGAGACGAAAAGGAGCAAAAUGCCAAUUGAAGUGUUUGUAUAACCUUAGAGCUCCAUGUUUUUAGGUUUUGAUUUUUAUUGUUGCCUAUUCUCUGGUGAAACAAAGGAGACAUCUCAACUCCACAUGUAAAGAAGUUAUUUUUAUUUCAACACUUAAUAGAACUGCUGUUACUGGAAUCUUUUUCUUUUCCUCAUACAAAUAACAGAGAAUAACUUUCUCUCCAAUGAUUUGAUCCCAGGUAUGUCAUUUCUGUAUUGGCAAAAUACUAUUAAAGAAUAAUUCUUGAAUUUAAAUUGAAUUGAUGACUUUGUAAAAACAAAACAAAAACACUGGACAUUUCUAUACUGUAUUAUGUUUGUGCACAUAUACAAACACAAACUAGACUAGUGCCAUUAUGUUAACGACUGGCACUUAAUUUCACAAGCAAGCUACUUUUCAUUUUCAGGGUUAUCAAGUUGUUUACUGUGAUACAUUGUUUUUACAUUGUAAAAUUCAAUUAAAGUACCCCUCCAGGAUGUUACUCAGUUAUUAUCAAGAAAGGACAAACCCUAAAGUGUCUUACCACUGGAGUAUUAUUAAAAAGCCUCAUUUGUGGAGAUUGCUCUUCUUUGAUAAGCUGUCUUGUACCUAUCUACUCACUAAGUUUUCCACCUGUCAGUUUUUUCUCCAGCUGUUACUGUUCUAUGCCAGUUUUUUAAAAAAACUAUCAUGAGUAAGGGCUUCUUUUAAAUAACCCCCCAAUGAUACCUUUGGCAUUAAAAAUAACAUGAAGACUAUGUCUCUGUAUGUAGAUAGAUAUAGAGGUAAUGUUUCUAUUCCUGUCUUGUUUUGUCUGAGUGCCUUUUUGUAGUCAUGAAAGCAAUUGAGUAUGCUAGACGAAAAUGUAAUAACUAAGGCGUAGGAAUGACUGUGUAGAGUCUCACUAGAACAUUUAGUGAUUUGGAAUGUCAGUUUGCUUUUACAUCAAACAUCUUAGAUACCCAGACCAAUUUUAUGUGUAUAUAUUUAAAAAUGCUCCCUUUUUAAUGUGGUCAUCUGUUGCCUUCUGAGAGGAGAGAACAAAAUUGAAUAAAGUGAAUGUUAGUUGUAGUUA